Messenger RNA from Fusarium subglutinans, 1767 nucleotides. RefSeq lists its product as uncharacterized. Bases 1 to 1767 code for a protein of 588 amino acids. The transcript has 6 exons. The record is from RefSeq and is a predicted model, not a curated record. Lineage: Eukaryota; Fungi; Ascomycota; Sordariomycetes; Hypocreales; Nectriaceae.
AUGCCCUCUACUUGCCAUCUUCCUAGCCAUCCGGCUACAUGGACUCUUGAACAGCCGACUUCCUCUCCCCAAGCUAGAGUCACACUGAAUACUUGGGAGUACCAAGGCGAGUCCAAGUCCGGAUUUACCUGCGACUACCAGCCUGAGUCUAAAGAUGCUGGAUAUAAGCCUGUAUUCCAGUUUAAGCCUGUCUGUGAGUACCAGGCUUCAGACUUUAAGCUCCCUGAGGUCAAGCCUGCCUGCGACUUUAAGGCUACCGAUUUCUUUUCCUCGGAAUUUACUGUUCCUCAGCUCAACUCUUCUGGUUUACAGCAAUUGUCUGAGACGGCUGUGAAGAGUGCUCUGAGCAUGGCUGAGAACUAUAUUGCUCCAGUCGCUGCUCCGGAUGCUGCUGUGACUCGCUCAAUCUUUAAGAUCGAGGCACGAUUCGAGAACAAGAUAAAUGGCCUCUCCAUCUGGAAGACAGGAACUGGUCUUCUUUUGAGCCCUGAUCUGGUCGUCGCUGGUGGCGAGGUUGUGUAUGAUGCUGAGUAUCAGCUUGGUACUGCCACGCAGCCUCGAUAUGGACAGCGCGUUAUGUUCUCUGCUGAAUGGAGCGAGGGUUAUAAGAGACACUCGCGUGACAUCGCUUUCAUCCAGGUUGCGCAGCCUCCUGCUAUUGUCGCUGCAAGCCAGGAAUGGGUCCCAGAUGGUGAAGCGUACUACUGCCCCGGCUGUGACCCAUUACUGCAAUUGCACCGGCCAUCAAGAGCCUCUCCCGAGCCUGUUCCCGGGCCUAUCACUGAGCCCAUCGCUGAGCCUACCGUUGAACCUGUCCCUGAGCCCGUCGCUAUUCUCGAGCCAGAAGUCGCCGAGCCUGAGAUCCCUGUCACUGUCGACGAAACACCUGAAACCCAAGUCGCGGAGGAACCCGCAGACGCAACUCAUCCUUUUUACGAAACUAUGAAGAUCUUUCACCAGAUUGACAAUAAGACCCUCGACAUUGAGUCUUCCCUCAUCGGUGAUAUCGGCCACUUCGUUAGUGUCGCUGCUGGCUCUCUCGUCAGCUACGUCGUCGGCGCAGAGACCAUCUCCAGGGGUGCAGCAACCGAGCUCGCUGGUGUUCCUGAGCGCGCUCUUCUCGCCGAGGCUUCCCUCCAACCUGUCCUUGCUAUUGAGCAAUCCGAUGAGCUAGACGAGGUCAUCGCCAGCAUGAAGCAAAACUGGACCGCCAAUGCUGACUCAGUGGAUCAAAUUUCUUAUCUUCUUGCACCUUAUCUUUCCGAAGCAGCCAAGUACAUUGUUGAGUACCAUGAAGAGAAUGACAAGACUGAAGUCUCUCCCAAGCCGCUUCACCACCGCAACCUCGGUAUUCGACAGUUCCCGAUCAACGAGAGCACUGAGGCAUUCGUCGAGGGUCUGUUUGAGCCAACUCUCCCUCUGUCCGGUCGUGGAAAUGACAUUUCUUCUCUUGGUCCUGUUCUCCGAAGUGCUGUUUCUGCCACUCAGCAAAUUGUUUGUCAGGUCGGAAAGAGUACUAUUGAGAGUCAAGUUCCUAAACUCCUCUUCAAGUAUCAGGGUUCUGAUGCAUCCGCUGUCGAUGUUCAAGCUACUCGCGUUCUCGUCCAGCGAGCUAUCAUGGCAGAUGCCGACAUUUUCCCACACACAUACAUAUCUCUUGACAUUGGCAGUUCUCGACCAGGACGAAUCCAACAAUCCGGAGAUGUCCCAUGCGUUGAAUCCCUGAUAUGUGGCCCUAUCAUCGAGGAGAUGACAGGAGUCAAUUAA